AUGAACCCCCUCCUUCUUCUUCUUCUUCUUCUUCCUCCUUUUGCUCCUGCCUCUGAACGGACUGGAGGUUUCAAGGAGGCAGUCAGGAGCCGAAGUGACAGUAAACAGCGGCAAAUACACACAGGACAAGACUUCUUUAUUUCUCUUCAUGGUGGUUUGGACACUCAUAGUAUGUAUGAGAAGUUAACCAUGCUGAACCUGCAGAGCGGCUCAAACUGGAGUGGGCCAAACAACUGGUACCAUGACCCCACCGGCGUUCAGACACAACACAGCACAGUGUCUGAGGGCUGCCUGCUGGACACGGAGGGCAGCAUGGGGGGUGAGUCAGGGGGAGGGGGUUCAGGUAGGGGGGGGGGAGUUCCCGUGGAGCGGGACGAGGGCGAAGAGUCUCAGCUGAGGCUGCAACUCAAGAGGAAGCUGCAGAGGAACAGGACCAGCUUCACACAGGAGCAGAUCGAGGCUCUGGAGAAAGAGUUUGAGCGGACACAUUACCCAGAUGUUUUUGCAAGGGAGAGAUUGGCAAACAAGAUUGACUUACCUGAAGCUAGGAUACAGGUGUGGUUUUCAAACCGAAGAGCCAAGUGGAGGAGGGAGGAGAAGCUGCGCAACCAAAGGAGGUCAGGCAGCGUAACUUCCUGUUCGCAGAGCCAAGCCCCUCUGAGCACUUCUUUUAACACGUCUGUCUAUCAUCAGCAGCAUGGCAGCAGUUCAGGGUCCAUGUUGAGUCAGGCAGAGUCAUCCCUGCCCAGCUACAGCUCACUGUCUGUUUUCUCAUCUGGAGUCCAGUCAAUUCCGCCCCAGUCGGCCUCUUCUUACUCAUGCAUGUUACCGCCAUCCCCCUCUGCACCGCGCAGUUUUGACUCAUCGGCGUACUCCUCCCCGCAUCUGCAGACUCCACCCUCCACCAACUCUAACACAGGACUCAUAUCUCCUGGGGUUUCAGUGCCGGUCCAGGUCCCAGGAACGGAGCCGCAGAGCAUGGGUCAGAACCUGGGUCAGUACUGGGCCAGAUUACAGUGA
Molecule: messenger RNA, 1020 nt
Organism: Menidia menidia (Atlantic silverside)
Lineage: Eukaryota; Metazoa; Chordata; Actinopteri; Atheriniformes; Atherinopsidae
Source: the annotation of a GenBank genome assembly